Messenger RNA from Salvia hispanica, 1203 nucleotides. RefSeq names its product protein SENSITIVE TO PROTON RHIZOTOXICITY 1-like. NCBI's taxonomy places the organism in Eukaryota, Viridiplantae, Streptophyta, Magnoliopsida, Lamiales, Lamiaceae. The record is from RefSeq and is a predicted model, not a curated record. Gene Ontology annotation, biological process: response to aluminum ion; response to acidic pH.
AUAAAUUCGUCACUCCAAAAUCAAAAACCCUAAUCCCCAAAUUCCUCCCAACCAAUUUCGGCAAAACAAAUUGAAAAAGAAAAUUAGUUCAAUCUCCCCCAAAAACAUGUCCUCUCUCGGCGAGAUUCAUCACACGCCGGCCGCCUCCGACCCCCGAGUCCCGCUGAUGAAUCUCUCCGCCGUCCAAUCGCGGAUGGACAACCUCCACCAAUUCCUCUCCGAAUCAGUCACCACCAACACUCCGAUCGGCCGGCCUCAGAUGGAAAUGGUGAGCUCGGAGAUCACCUCCGCGAUCCACCAGAUCAUCGUCAACGGCGCCGCUCUCUUAUCCUGCGCCGCCGCGCCGUCUGUCAGCUCGAAUCAAUUAGCGGAGGAGAAGGCGGGGAAGGUGCCGAAUCAGGCGGAAUUGGAGCAGAAUCCCGACGACGAUUACGAGAUAAUCGAGAUCGACGCGGUGGAGCUGCUGGCGGAGCACGUCCAUCUGUGCGAGAUCUGCGGGAAGGGGUUCAAGCGCGACGCGAAUCUGCGGAUGCACAUGAGAGCGCACGGCAACCAAUUCAAAACACCGGAGGCCCUGGCGAAGCCUGGCGGCGGAGGAGACGAUUUAAUCCGGCGGAAGGCGAGAUUCUCGUGCCCCUACGCCGGAUGCAACAGGAACCGGCGGCACGGGAAGUUCAGGGCGCUGAAGAGCGUGGUGUGCGUGAGGAAUCACUUCAGGAGGAGCCAUUGCCCGAAGAUGUACGCGUGCGAUCGGUGCAAUCGGAAGAGCUUCUCGGUGGUGGCGGAUCUGAGGAGCCACAUGAAGCAUUGCGGGGAGAGUAAGUGGAGGUGCUCGUGCGGGACGAGCUUCUCGAGGAAGGAUAAGCUGUUCGGUCACAUGGCGCUGUUCGAGGGCCACAUGCCGGCGGUGGAGGAGGAGGAGGAGGAGGGAAAGGGGAGGAUGAAGGCGGAGAGUGAUGAUGUGUUGUUGGAAUUGGAUGAGUUUGGGCGCAUUGAGGAUUAUUGCUUUGAUGAUGUGAUGAAUUCGCCUAAUCUUGGCUAUUUCAACUUCUAAUGAAUACGGGAGAGAAGUUGUUGUUUGUUUAUGAGUAUCUAAAUUUUUCUUUUUCCUUUUCUUUUUUUAGUUGGAUUGUGUGUAUGUGAAUAUAUGAUGAUUCUUGGAGUUAUCCAUGGCAAAUAGAUUUUUGAAGCUUAUUAAGUGCA